ACCCCGGAGCAGAUGGUGCUCUGCUUUGCUUCGCCCAGCGGUGACAGACAGGCGCUCUCAGCCAAUGGCCUGCUGGGGAAUCAGCUGACUGGUCUGGAGAGCGCCAGGUGUUUUCGGUUCUCUUGGUUUUUUUUUUUCGCUUUCAGUCAUUUUCUCCCACAUUCGCAGAGAGAGGCGCAGGCGGCGGCUGUGCGGAGGAGAAACAAACCGCAGGGUCGCGGCAGGUCGGAGAUCUCUGCAGACCGCAUCAUGCGUGCCUCAGAGGCGCUCGGAGACUGAUGGGAGACGCAGGAGAGACCUCGCUAUAAACAGCCGCUGUUGGAAACGGGAAUAAUGUGUCAGUGCGUGGUUUGGUGAGCCCUUUCACUUGGAGCUUUCUGGUUUUUGGAUACCUGGAGGAAGGAGCUGUGGACUGGAAUACCAACAAGAUAAUCCUUUAACACCAGGAACCUUUGCUUCACUCCUCACCUGGACUCUGCCGGAUCUGAUUUCAUGGAACUGAAGGCAUAAUUGGUGGAAAGUCUGGUUGAUGUCCUUUGCACACAUUUUUCUAAAAUCCUUUGGCCACCCUCCUGAACAUUCCCAGCAUGGCUAGAUGGAGGUUAAACAGCCCUCCUCAGGUGCUUGCUGGGCUGCUGCUGGUAUCUAUAGGAGUAUCAUAUGUCCAGAGCAAUGAGUGCCCCCAGCUGUGUGUGUGUGAGGUCCGACCUUGGUUUACCCCUCAGUCCACAUACAGAGAAGCCAUUACUGUGGACUGCAAUGACCUUCGCUUAACACGGAUCCCGGAGAACCUGUCCAGUGAAACCCAGGUGCUCCUAUUACAAAGCAACUACAUUGCCAGAACCAGUGAGGAGCUAGAGCAGCUCUUCAACCUAACAGAACUGGACCUUUCCCAAAACAACUUCAGCACAAUUCGAGAUGUUGGUCUCACCAACAUGUCCCAGCUCACCACGCUACAUCUAGAGGAGAACCAGAUCACAGAAAUGCCAGAUUACUGUCUACAGGAUCUAAGCAACUUGCAGGAACUCUACAUCAACCACAAUCAGAUCAACAUAAUUUCUGCCAAUGCUUUUUCUGGACUUCAGAGCUUACUCAGGCUUCACCUCAACUCCAACAAGCUCAAAACUAUCAACAGCCAGUGGUUUAAAUCAACUCCCAACCUGGAGAUCCUUAUGAUUGGAGAGAACCGUGUUGAUGGAAUUAUGGACUUUAAUUUCAAGCCACUGGGUAAUCUGAGGAGCUUGGUUUUAGCUGGGAUGGAUUUAAAAGACGUCCCUAGCAAUGCCUUUGUAGGACUUGACAAUCUUGAAAGCCUCUCAUUCUAUGACAACAAGCUGGUCCAAGUACCUCAAAAGGCCUUUCAGAAACUACCCAACCUAAAAUUUUUAGAUUUAAACAAAAAUCCUGUGCACAAGAUUCAGGAGGGGGAUUUCAAAAACAUGCUCAGACUGAAGGAGCUGGGUGUUAACAACAUGGGGGAGCUGGUUUCCAUUGAUCGUUAUGCUUUGGAUAACCUUCCCGAGCUCACGAAGCUGGAGGCUACAAACAAUCCAAAAUUCUCUUUUAUCAGCCGUCAGGCCUUUCAUGAUGUGCCAGCUUUAGAGAGUCUAAUGCUGAAUAACAAUGCACUUAAUGCCCUUUAUCAGUCUACCGUGGACUCUCUCCCAAAUUUGCGUGAGAUUAGCAUCCAUAGCAACCCACUGCGCUGUGACUGUGUUAUCCAGUGGAUGAGCUCCAACAAAACCACUGUCCGAUUCAUGGAACCCUUGGCUAUGCUUUGUGCAAUGCCACCAGAGGUCAGGGGGAUGAGUGUGCGCGAAGUCUUGCCGAAAAAGUUAGCAAAUCAGUGCCUGCCAAUUAUUUCUCAUGAUACAUUCCCUAGCCACCUCAGUUUGGAAAUUGGCAUGACGUUGGACUUGGACUGCAGAGCCAUCUCCCAGCCUGAGCCUGAGAUUUAUUGGGUGACACCAAUGGGAAACAAGAUAAUGGUUGAAACUGUAUCUGACAAGUACAGCCUCAACAAAGAGGGAACGUUAAGAAUUUCUCAUAUCCACGUUGAGGACUCUGGCAGAUACACCUGUGUAGCUCAAAACUCAGAAGGGGUAGACACGAGAGUAACAGCCAUAAAGGUGAAUGGCACCCUGUUGGACAGCACACAGCUCAUGAAGAUCUAUGUCAAACAAACAGAAUCUCACUCCAUCCUUGUCUCCUGGAAAAUAAACUCAAAUGUAAUGUCCUCUAACCUCAAGUGGUCAUCCGCAACUAUGAAAAUUGAUAACCCACAUAUUACCUACACUGCCAGGGUUCCGGUGGAUGUCCACGAGUACAACCUCACUCAUCUACAACCAGCAACUGAGUAUGAGGUGUGCCUCACUGUCUCCAACAUCCACCAACAAACGCAAAAGUCUUGUGUGAAUGUGACGACAAAGCAGGCACCCUUCGCAGUGGAAAUAUCUGACCAAGGGAUUAACACCGCUUUAGCAGCCAUCAUGGGAACCAUGUUUGCAAUCAUCAUCUUGAUUUUACUCGGUGUGUACAUGGCUAAGAGGUGGAAGAGGAAAAACUAUCACCACUCUCUCAAAAAGUAUAUGCAGAAAACCUCAUCCAUACCGCUGAAUGAGCUGUACCCGCCUCUUAUUAACUUGUGGGAGGCAGACAGUGAGAAGGAGAAGGAAGGCGCCUCAGAGGCCAAACCUAGCCAAGUGGACACAACACGUAGCUAUUACAUGUGGUAGAGAAGCUUUCCGGUGAGGAGUACAUGGACAGGAUUGUUUCAGUAGCACAAAUACACAUACUUGCUUCUUUGUGUAAAGUGAACCAAUAUUUUUUUUUUGCAUCUUAUUCUUCUGUAAUGAUCAUUUCUUUCUUUGAUGCUCUUAGACUGCAGCAACCAAUGAGACACUUUCAGAUCUCUAAAUUAAUAUUCUACUUUUCUUUUUUUUCCCACUUGUUUUGACACUCAGUGUAACGGAUUUGAUAAGCUUCCUGAACUUGGUAGUCACUGUGCUUUAUUUUUACUUUGAUGAGCACCACAUGAGCAUCAUCACGGAUUCAGUGUGCAGACAUAAAGUAAAACGCUGAAAUCCAAACAGUUUUUGAGACGUUUCUCUGGCCGAACUGUUAAAGAGACUCAAAUUGUUCUUUUUAUUGUAAAACAGUUUCACUGUUGACUGUUGUGCACUGACAUUUAUAUAUAUAUAUAUAUAUAUAUAUAUAUAUAUAUAUAUAUAUAUAUAUAUAUAUAUAUAUAUAUAUAUAUAUAUAUAUAUAUAUAUAUAUAUAUAUAUACACACACACAUAUAUUUAUACACAUAUAUAUACACACUAAUUUGUUAAUCAACCCAAAUGUAAGCUGAUAAAUUACAUUUAGAACUGAACUAUUGUCUAUGGGAUAAUGUUAGAAAUACCCCUGUAAUGUUGUAUCGGCUAUGAUUUAAUUUUUGUACGUUGAAAUAACAGUAUGUUUGGUUUAGACUUUGCAGAGUUCUUUAAACCAGCAAUAGAAACAUGAAUGUUGUAAACUAGAUGAAGUUAGAUGUAUGGCUUUUAUAAAAUUCUUAAAAAAUUUGGAUUCUUAUUUUGCUAGAAUGUCUACAAUCACUGGUUUUGUUGUGGUUUACACACACAGACAUGUUGUUUAAUGAGGAGAAACUUCAAUAAAAUUUUCUUUCCUCGGA
This is a messenger RNA of Nothobranchius furzeri (turquoise killifish), 3677 nucleotides long. It is a transcript of the gene lrrn1, whose product is annotated as leucine rich repeat neuronal 1. Gene Ontology annotation, molecular function: protein binding. The record is from RefSeq and is a predicted model, not a curated record. NCBI's taxonomy places the organism in Eukaryota, Metazoa, Chordata, Actinopteri, Cyprinodontiformes, Nothobranchiidae. Gene Ontology annotation, cellular component: extracellular matrix.